AUGGCUGACGGAGAAGAAACAGGGGUUCAUCAACCCAACCCUCGGUUGGGUAUCAUCCAACAACAGCAGAGGCUAUUUGCUAAUCGAUCUGCGAUUCAACCACCCGCUCCUGUGAGGCAAGACUAUGAGAUUAAGCAUAGUCUAAUCAACUUGGUUCAGAAUCGUGUGUUCCACGGGUUGCCGUCGGAGAGUCCUCUAGAUCAUAUCGAAGCCUUUGAAAGACUGACCAGUACGACGAGGUCCAAUGGUGUCCCCUACGACUACCUAAUGCUGACUCUGUUCCAGUUUUCUUUGGCGGAUAAGGCAUUGAGAUGGCUGAAUCUACUGGAUCCUGGAUCGCUCACCACUUGGGCACAAUGUAGAGUGGCUUUCCUGAACCACUUCUACACUAAGUCGCGCUCAGCCAAACUGCAAAGCAAAAUUACCACAUUCUCUCAAGGAGGCAUGGAGACAUUUUGUGAAGCAUGGGAAAGGUUCAAGGAGUAUCUUAGAGACUGUGCUCAUCACGGGUACACCCAAGAGAACCUGAUGAACAUCUUCUAUGGGGGCAUCGAACAGAAGUACCAGAUGGCGUUAGACACAGCCAGCAAAGGAGACUUCUCCACCAACACCGCAAACAAGGCCAAUGCACUGAUAGAAAAUCUUGCGGCAAGCAAUAGCAAUCACGGUACAGACUAUGAUCGUACGGUUCGGGUCAAUGCUGUCAAGACUGAUGCUAUUAAGGACCUCACAGCCAAAGCUGGAGGAUAUGCAGAUUUCGGAGCUGAGACUUACCUUGAGGGUACGGAGGAGAUGAACUACAUAGGUGGACAAGGAAAUUAUCAGAAUCGAGGCUUUAUCCAGAAUUUCAGGAAUCAUCCUAAUCUGUCCUACAGGAGCAACAAUGUCGAGAAUCCCCAGGAUAAGGUCUAUCCUCCGCGACCUCAGCAGAGCAAUUUCGCACAAGGCUUCCAGAACAAGGGAACAAGCUUUGGAGGAUCGAAUUUUCAGCAGAAGCCUCAAGUCAACAACUUCCCACAAGGUUAUCAAGCAACUGCACCACAGGCCGCAACCCUGCAAGAGAGCAAAUUGGAACAGAUGAUGCAUGCUCUGAUGGAAAAUCAAAAGAAAAACGCCACUGAGGUGACUGUCAAGAUCGACAGCAUGUAUUCUGAACUGAAUGGGAGAAUAGAGUCGUUAAACUCUCACAUGAGAGUGUUGGAGAACCAAGUGGAACAGUCUGCAGCUAGAGUCAAGGCACCUCCAGGAACACUUCGAAGCGGCAGGGAGCUUACAGAACAACAACAAAAAGAAGGGAUUGACCGAUCCAAUAACAAGACUGGCCAAUCUAAAACCCAGAAUCAGGAAAACAACCCUGACGAGGUUCCCAACCAAGCUUCUGAUGAUAUUAAAAUCCCUGGUUCAGCUACUCCUGGAGGAGAGCAACCAUGCAAACCCCAUCAGCCUUAUGUACCUAAACUACCUUUCCCUAUGCGUCGCAAGUCCAAGAUACAGGAGCGAGAAUAUGAAAAGCUGAAAUCAGUGGUAGGAGAGCUUCAGGUCAGACUCCCUUUCAUCGAAGCAGUAAGGAUGGUUCCAUCUCUCAAGAAGUACAUGAAGGAGAUCCUCACUGAUAAGCUCAGUUUGGAGAAAGGAGUAAUGUAUCUCACGCAAGAAUGCAGUUCAAUGCUCCAAAAUCGAAUGCCAGAAAAAUGUGGAGAUCCAAGACCGUUUACUCUGCCCUGCACAAUAGGAGAUCUCAAGUUCAACAAGUGCCUCUGUGAUUUAGGAGCGAGUGUGAGCCUGAUGCCACUCAGCGUUGCAACGCGACUUGGUCUUUACACCUUCAAACCUACCCAAGUCACCCUAGUCCUUGCUGAUCGCUCUACUCGCCGUCCAGAAGGAGUAUUGGAGAACUUACCGGUCCAGAUUGGGAACCGCUACAUACGCCGUCCAGAAGGAGUAUUGGAGAACUUACCGGUUCAGAUUGGGAACUGCUAA
Camelina sativa (false flax) is the source of this 1980-nucleotide messenger RNA. The record is from RefSeq and is a predicted model, not a curated record. NCBI's taxonomy places the organism in Eukaryota, Viridiplantae, Streptophyta, Magnoliopsida, Brassicales, Brassicaceae.